Molecule: messenger RNA, 5460 nt
Organism: Lobosporangium transversale
Lineage: Eukaryota; Fungi; Mortierellomycota; Mortierellomycetes; Mortierellales; Mortierellaceae
Exons: 8
Coding region: 1-5460 (1819 amino acids)
Molecular function (GO): protein binding
Source: RefSeq, a predicted model, not a curated record
AUGAUUGUUUUGACUCCAACAAAAACCAAGCCUGUCUAUGCCAAGCGUUCUCUUCCCAACACAAUCCCUAUUUUCCCUCCAAAAAUUAUCGAGCGCAUUCUGCUAUAUGUUGGGCUUACUACACUUCGUCUAACGGUUCCUUUGGUUUGUCGCCAAUGGCACGAUAUCGCCCAACCGCUCCUCAAAAGAUGCGUCCGCGUCUCUGCCAUCCGAUUUGGUCGUGCAUUGACUAGACAGCAGAAGCAAAAAAUGAAGAUUACUACGGAGGAGCAUAUGGCGAUAAAGAAGCUGGAGCUGACGCACCAAUUAAGACUGGCCCACACUCUCGUAUACGAAGCAGGAGUAUCAGGAGCAUUACCCUAUUUCGGCCUGUGUAGAAUAUCAGCCGCUGUGGAAAAAAGAGCUUGGUCCAUUCUCAAUGCCACUUUAGCCUCAUUGUCAAUAUCUCGCCCUCAGGAUCUCAUGAUUCAUCAACUUAUCCUUGAUGCUGGGUUCGCAUCCUGGGUUUGGGACCGCUUGCAGCCCCUCUUGACGCUUGUUGGCCACAGUCUCGUUCAUUUGCAUCUAGAGAAUUUCCCGGCCAAAACGAUUAUCCCCAUUGCCUUGAUUAUGGAGUGUUGCUCGAAUCUCAAGCACCUCUUUUUAGCAAGGCGUGGUGGGUAUGAGUCUGGAAGCGAUGUUUCCAAGCUAGAAGAAAUGGAUAAUUCAGACAAGGAAGCCAAUACAUUCAAUUGGCCAUUACAAUCUAUCACACUCGAUAGCCUCAAUUUGACGCAAACCGCAUUGGAGCCAUUGCUACAGAGAUGUCCCGACUUGACAGAGCUAAGGAUCGUUCGCUUUCAGCCUUGCAUAUCUGGAGAUGUGUCAUCUGCCAGACUAGAGAACUUUCUCUUCAACCAGGUAGAAAGAGAGCGGUUCUUUGGCAGGCUCGCACUAUAUUGUCCAAAACUUGCGAGCCUUCACGUCUCAGAAGCUUUAGACGGGAGGUGUGGCGGAUUUGACGAAGUAGUGCCGAUUCCUCAGUUUCCUUUAGUUGAGCAGUGGGGAUUUUCGACAUUAAGCAUGAACAGGAUGCCACCACGCUCCGUCAAAAUGCUUUUGGAUAAACACAUGAUGAAAAAUCGAUUGACCAGUAUUGAAAUCCUUAUAGCGAGAUCUAGCAAUGUUAUCAUGUUUGGGUAUCAAACUGAUCGAAUUACUAGGUCUGUCCCUCAACAAAUCUGGGCGUGUCGAAGGCUCAGGACGCUCCAUGUCAGAUUCGACGAAGCAUGUAGCACACAAAGCCUAGACGAGCAGGCGCGUGUACUCUAUGGAUAUGUUAGUCGUGUUUGCCCGGAUUUAGAAGAUCUGCUCAUUAGGGGGAACGGGAUCAAGGAUCGGCUUCAAUCUCCUGUCAGCAUGUGUUUAUUAUCUAGGCUAAAGCGACUGAAGAAAUUGAGGCUUGUGGAAGUCCCGUAUAUGUGUGAGAAGGAUUUGGAUUGGAUAAAGGAACAGUAUUAUUAUGACAUACAGGAACAGUUGAAGCUAAGGCUGGAAUGGGAGCUGAAGAAAGAUAAACGACACUCCAUGGUCAAGUCGAUGGUAAGGCGAUGGAGAACUCUGCGUAUCAUGAACGCACCUUUUUGUGCUGGUGAAAGUUCAAGUAUGGCGGAGCAGAGUCUUGGAGUUUCGGUAGAUAAGGAAACUAUGCCUUCAGGAGUGGAAAAAGAAUCAAAAACGCAGAGUGAUGUGAUUGAUGGGGUAGAUAUGACUCACCUUGGUGAACUGCAGGAUAUAGUAAAUUACUUUCAUUAUCGACGUGCUAACCGCGAUGAAAGUCUAUGGCCCGAACUGGAGACCAUAUUCAUCUACUACUUCGCUAGUCAUGCCCUUAUUGAUGGGAUGUGGAGAGGCUAUGGAUAUUUCACACGUCAAGCGCGAAGUAUGAUCAAGAAAUUUCGACCUGAGAUUAAUGUGGUUAACGUUGGGAUGUUACCCGAGCAAGAAGGCAGAGAAAGCACAGGAGCAGAUUGUAUCUCAGUUGGUCAGAGUGUUUCCACACGGCUGCCUCCUGAGGUUAUUGAGCGCAUAUUUUCGUAUUUAAGUCAAGGCGUCCUCCGGUUCUAUGUUUCCUUGGUUUGUCGUCAAUGUCGGCCUGCACACUCGUUUACGAAGCAGGACUCUCACCAAAGUCCAAUGCAUCGGGGCUGUGGCCUGGACAGGAAGAGGCAGCUUGGUCUAUCCUUCGCGAUUCCAUCAUAUCUCAAUGCAUCCUUAACAAUAUCGCUGAUAACGCUGAUUCGACAGCUUGUUCUGGACGUCGAGCAGUUGGCCCUCAUUUGGUCACGAUUGAUACCGCUUCUCGAAUUUCUUGGCUCUGGGCUUGUCAGUUUUCAUCUGGACAAUAUCCUUUGUGGUGUCCUUGUGCCCAUCAACAGGAUCAUGGAGCUUUGUCCAAAUCUACAGGAUUUACGCAUAGCAUCAAAUACCCCUCGUUUCGGAAAGGAGCCAGCAAGGCUAAAGGAGGAUAGUGAGCGCAGCAUUGUUACAGGUGGCUCGACCACCCCCAUUGCCGCUAAUGGUAAUAGAAUGCAUCCUGGAAAUUAUUGGCCACUACGGUCCGUCACAUUCGACAACUUAGCGCUGACCCAGACUGCACUCGAGUCAUUUAUCAGGAGCUGUCCACACCUGGUGAAGCUCCGACUCAUCCGCUUUCAGCCAAUCUCUGCCUUCAGCAGUAUCCACGCUGAAUCUAUCGGAAGUUUCCUCUUUAUCGAGCAAAGAAGACAGAAAUUCUUUGAAGAUGUAGCAUUCUAUUGUCCCAAACUAAUAGCACUCCAUGUUGCAGAAGCACUCGAUGCCGCAGAGGCACUCGAUGUAUGGUACGAAGGGAGAGGUGAUAUGGUUGCGCCGAUUUCACAACUCCCUAACGUGGAGCACUGGGGAGUUUCGACAAUGAGCAUGCUCAGGGUACCAACUUCUCCUACUAGUAUCCUCCUGGAGCGCCACAGGAUAGAGCACAAAUUGACUUCAGUUGAAAUUGAAGGGUUCUGUAAAGGCACCGCGUCUUACCGCAUUAACGACAAUGCCAAAUGGUUCGAGGAGCUGCUAUGUCAAAGCCCACUGUUGGAGCAUUUCAAAGCAAAGGAGAUUCGGUUCCCACUACGACUACUCUACGUGACUAAGGAGCUGUCUGUGAAACCGAAGCGAACUAUUGUCGAGUACGGGGAAGGCGACUAUGAGUACCCAGUUGUCCAGCGCGUAUGGGCUUGUCGAAGACUCAGGACGCUACAUAUCCGAAUCGAGGAAUCCCAUGAUGAGCACAUGCAGGAUUAUGAGGAGCAGACUCGAGUGGUGUUUGGAUAUAUCAGCCGUGUUUGUCCGGAGCUGGAGGAGCUGUCUAUUCAUAGUACCAAUUUGAUCCGACGCUCACCCAUCAGCCUAUGUUUGCUGCCGCGAUUGAAGCGCCUAAGGAUUUUGCAGUUGAGAUACAUAUAUUUUUUGGACUACAGUCAAAUUGACUGGAUGAAGUGGUAUCAUUACUACGAUGCAGAUGAAUUUUCAUUAACACCAGCCUGGGUCAAAUCAUUGUGGAUGAAAUGGACGCCUGAUCAAUGGAGAAGUAGCAGUCCUAUCAACAAGGGCCAUAAUAUGUGCUUGGCAGAGCGGUGUUUCAAUGCUCCAAGUAUUGCUGAUGACCCUGUUGCGGAUAUCACAGCCAUCAGAACCAAUCUUAGAAAUAAGCAUGAGAUACAUAACCCGGAGGGCCAUGGGGAAAAAGAUACAAGAGAGAUAAUUGGUGGCGUUGACAUGACCCAUCUUGGACAACGUCAGGAUAUAGCUGAUUAUUUUCAAGAACGGCACGCCAACAGACACGUCUGUCUCUGGCCGAACAUGGAGGCGAUCCAUAUCCGAUAUGAUAUUGAUGAUAUUAUAACACCCAAGUUCUUUGACCCAUGCAUACGCCUAUUACGAAGUCAUAUUAACAAGUAUCGACCGGAGAUUGAGGUUAUUUGUCGUGGCGAGACUACUGCUUCUACAACCGGAAAGCGUCCCUCAAAAAUCUGUACAAUGCUAUCUGUACUCCCAACAAAGACCUGGAGUCGUAUCCUCUCAUUCCUUGGACAAGGAAUCCUUCGUUUUACAAUAUCCUUGGUCUGUCGUCAAUGGCACUGGCUUGCACAGGCGCAUAUCAGGAAAACAAUUUGCAUCUCCAUUGCACAACUCGACUACGGAAGCGGCUGUGGGGGACCAUCCAAAAUACCAUUAGCGAGAAUGAAAAGAAGCUGUGCUCUCAAACAACUAGCACACAACUUGAGAAAAAGAAUACUAUCAGCAUACACUCUCGUUCAUAGCACGGGGCAAUCACCAGAUUAUUUUAAAAAACUGUUUCCUGGGGAUGAAGAGGAGGUUUGGGCCGUUCUCCUGGACGCUUUAACCGCCGCAACGUCGCCAUCGCCGUCACUAUUACCAUCAUCGCCAGAAUCACUAUCAUUUUCAGCGGCAUCCUUCAGGAAAAAUAAGAAUGAUUGCAGUUAUUCUGGUGGCAGUGUCAGUAGUGACCAACUUAAAAUCCGUCAAUUGGUUCUUAAUGCGGACAUAUACCAAGUACCUACUACUAUUGGCACCGCCACUAAAGUCAACCGCCAGUGGCCAUUACAAUCAGCUACAUUUGACAAUAUGGCACUAUCACUGACAGCGCUCGAAUCCUUUGUCCGGAGUUGUCCCAACCUCACAGAGCUUCGGAUGAUUCGUAUUCAGGCCAUGCCCGCCACUAACACUAUUCCUGAUCAGAUUAUGAACUUUUUAUUUGAUAAGGAAGCAAGGAAACAGUUCUUUCAUCGUCUAUCGUCGCCACCACUAGCAUCACUAUCGUCGUCAUCAUCAAAUCUGUCUCUCUAUUUGCCAAAGCUCAAAAGCCUCCAUGUAUCCAAAGACUACAACCCUGAUUAUUCAAUAAACCCAACCCAUGACGAAGUAGUGCCAAUCAGGCAGUUCCCGAUGGUUGAGCAAUGGGGGUUUUCUACGAUGAGCAUAAGAGUGGACUUUCCUUUCUCAGCCUGUGCAUUGUUAGAUCGACACAUACAACAGCUCAAUUAUCUGACAUCUGUCGAAAUUUUGGGCUACUCUAGACCUUCAGGAGCUUUACACCAAAUUGAUUAUGAACCGAUGCCCGGACAAUUUACAGAAUGGGUACAUAGUUUUUUAUGCUCCAACCCUCAGCUGCAACAUUUCAAGGCCUCUGUGGUCAGUUUUCCUAUUCGAAUGUUAUACCUCAUUAUGGACGAUGAUAUGAUGGCAUGCGUACUUCCUGGCUAUGUUACUCGUGUCUGCCCAGAAAAUGAGGACCUAUGGACAGUACCAGACCAAGUCGCUAUGGGAACUUGCACAAAACAGCAGGCAUUCUUUUGCCUCAACAAUCAUGAGGCCAUUUCAAUGGCUUUGGCAGGAUCGGCGGCUGCGCAACUCAUCACUCGAUGA